Messenger RNA from Caenorhabditis bovis, 921 nucleotides. NCBI's taxonomy places the organism in Eukaryota, Metazoa, Nematoda, Chromadorea, Rhabditida, Rhabditidae. The record is from the annotation of a GenBank genome assembly.
AUGUGUGAAGAGCGCUAUCGACUUGUGGUGCUUGGCUCUGCCAAAGUUGGAAAAACAAGUAUUAUUCGUCGAUAUUUGUAUAAUGAAUAUUCGACAAAAUACAAGGAGACGAUCGAAGACUUACAUUCAAGAGAAUUUCGCAUUCAGGGCGUUCCGCUUCCUUUGGACAUUUUGGAUACCAAUUUCAAUUUUCCGGAUAUGAGAAGGCUCGCGAUCACUUCUGCUUCAGCAUUUCUUUUGGUAUUUGCUGUUGACGACGUUACGAGUUUCAAGGAGAUGUCCGACAUUUGGCAGGAGAUAUGCUCUCGCAGACAAGAUCUUAACGAACUGCCCAUCGUUGUAGUCGGAAAUAAAUGUGAUGUGCCAUCGAAAAAAAUUUACGAGGCCACUGCAAAAGCAUUUACCAGUCGCCUAAAUACUGAUGUGCGCUAUAUUGAAGUUUCUGCGAAGGACAACAUUCGAAUUACGGAGAUUUUUCGUACCCUGCUCGAGCUUAGUGGAUUUCCCAAGUGCAAAGCCGGAGGCGGGAGAUUGGAUGACGUACCGGAGGAUGAAGAUCGAAGCCCUUCGUUGCGACGUGCGCAAACGGUGAGAGCAAAAUCGAAAAAGGAUUCCAAAGAAGAUAAAAUAAUGGAAAUUUCGACCUCUUCAUCUCAACAGCCACAUUUGGAUAAACAAGUAUCGCAUCCAGUUCUUGCUGUUCCAAUGAUGAGCGAUCUGAAGCGAAACUUGUCACUUCGGAUGAGAUCUCCAAGAAGAGAGAAAGAACAAACUGAUCGCAAAGCCGAUGACGACACAAAACUUUCGCGUAGCAGCAGCAUCAUAAGACGCACCAAGCAUUUGUCACUGAAAAUGCGUCGGCACGGAGAGAAAAGUAACAAUGAAGAAUUGGUUGACGAAAGCGAUUGCAAAAUUCAGUGA